AAGCAGAAUCACUCACUCCCCCCAAUCAACCUCAAACCCAAAUUCUCUCAAAAACCUCUUCCAAUUCCAAUGGAUUCCUCCAUUUUCCAUUCCCCAAUGUCCGAUGUUUCCUCCAACUCAUCCUUCAACUCGCCGGACCGCCGCCACCCGAGGGACGCCCUUAGCGUCUACGCCGCCUCUCUUCCCUUCAAUGAGAACGACUCCGAAGAAAUGCUCCUCCUCGAUGUCCUCACCGAAGCGUCCCGAGGGACGGCGGAGACCCUCUCUCCUGCCAGAAUUAAGGAAGAGGAGGUGUCGUCGCGUGAGCAAGAGAGCGAUCCCCGCGAGGGGAAGUCCUACAGGGGAGUGCGGAAGAGGCCGUGGGGGAAGUUCGCUGCGGAAAUCCGAGAUUCCACUAGGCACGGCGUUCGGGUCUGGUUAGGCACGUUCGACAGCGCCGAGGCGGCGGCCCUGGCUUACGACCAGGCCGCCUACUCGAUGCGGGGGAACGCCGCUGUGCUGAAUUUCCCCGCGGAGCGAGUCCGGGAAUCGCUCAAGGAGAUGAGACUGGCGGGUUGCGAUCGAGACGGCGGGUUCUCCUCCCCCGUGGUGGCUCUCAAGAAAAGGCAUAGCAUGAGGAGGAAAAUGUCGGGCGUGAGGAAGAAGGAGAGAGGAGCGACGAGGGUCGAGAACGUCGUCGUCUUGGAGGAUCUGGGACCGGAAUACUUGGAGGAGCUCAUGAGCAGUAGUUCUUCGUACGACUGUGGUAGUCCACAUACGUGAACAAGCAGAUUCCAUUUCUGGCUUCAAUUCCAAAUUAUUAAUUUUUUGGUAUGUCCUAACGCUUUGUGUAUUAGGGAUUUAGGGGUCGGUCGGUGAAGAGAUAAUGUGAUUAGGAAAUCGCUGAAGUUGAGCAACUUUAUUUGAUCACAUCUGUAAAGCUCGGAAAAAGACAAAAAACAAAAAAAAUGUCGAAAUCGAUGGUUGUACUA
Messenger RNA from Rhodamnia argentea, 971 nucleotides. Its product is annotated as ethylene-response factor C3. Lineage: Eukaryota; Viridiplantae; Streptophyta; Magnoliopsida; Myrtales; Myrtaceae. The record is from RefSeq and is a predicted model, not a curated record. Gene Ontology annotation, molecular function: DNA binding; DNA-binding transcription factor activity. The transcript has a single exon. The coding region runs from base 70 to 762 and encodes 230 amino acids. Gene Ontology annotation, biological process: ethylene-activated signaling pathway; regulation of DNA-templated transcription.